AUGUCGUUGCCCUUCGUCACCACCACCACAUCGCCGGAACGCUUCCUCGCCGGAUCUACUCCCCACCGCGUGUCGUCCCCGUCCCCCUCCUCGACAACCGCUACACUGACCCUACGGCCCGCGGUGAGGCUCCGGCCUUAUCUCCUCCCUCUCCCCCAUCGACAAUCGCAGAUGCCGCCGCCCACUGCUCCGCCCACACCCGCAGCCACGGCGCCCGUUCCGUCCAUCUCCGCCGCCUGCCGCUCGCUCAUUGGCGACGACCUGCGCCCCGCCUCACGUCCACGCGGCACGACCGCGACGCACCAGGCCUCACCCGCUGCAGCCCCUCUCCGGCACCCCGCAGCCGCCUGCACGCCGCCGCGUCGAUCGCUACCCAGCGACGCGCCCGUCAUGUACAUCGCCGCCGUUUCUCCCUGCUGCCCCUUGCCCGACGCACCUCCCCGCAACCGCUUCUCCACCGGCCACGGCCAGCGUGCCGCCCCUCCUCCCCUCGCCCCGCUUCAAUCCCUCAGCUCCGCCCCGCCUCUGCAAUGA
Molecule: messenger RNA, 534 nt
Organism: Aegilops tauschii subsp. strangulata
Lineage: Eukaryota; Viridiplantae; Streptophyta; Magnoliopsida; Poales; Poaceae
Source: RefSeq, a predicted model, not a curated record